AUGGCCGGCCGCCACUUACACCAAGGAACAACGAGGCUAGGAAAGAGACAUUCUUCGUUGUCCGAUACCGAGAAGCUGUUGAGGCACCGUAGGGCUAGUGUUGACCCCUUCCAAUCGAGAUCGCGGGUUACUGCUCCGUCUGUCACGCGCUACCCGUUCUCAUCCGGGGGCAUUUCAACAACAGCCGUUGGUGGAACGGCAGUUCUCCGUUCGGUCCAUGGUCGGCGAGCAGGCGAGCGUCACCCCAGCCAGGGAACAAUCUGGACUGUUGGAGGCACAGUCUCUGAUAUAACAGCCGUCGAGGAUGGCCAUAGUAGAUUCGUAUACAGCGGCACGAAUGCCCGACUCUUCCCUACAUCGUACGCCAGCCGUCGGUCCAAAUCCGAAGAGGACGAGGAAAGACACGAGGAUCUCCUUGCUUUGGCACUCGAUGUUGACCGUGUCAAGAGAAUUCUAGAGACAGAUAUUACUGCUGGAGCUUCUCUUAGUAUCGAGAUCCCAAUGCCAGGUUUACAGCCAUCAUCGGGAGUUAAAGGGACCAAGUGGAGUGGUACAAAAUGGGAGAACGACAGCGUCGAAGAACCGCCCACUCAGGCAUCCCUGCGCAUUCUGCCUUCGUCACCUUUCAGAGUGCUCGAUGCCCGAAACCUGCGCGAUGACUUCUAUUGCUCUAUCCUUGCCUAUUCAGAUACCUGCAGUAUCUUGGCUAUGGGCCUUGGGAACAUUCUCUACGGUUGGACCGAAGACAAGGGUGUUGCUCUCCUCAAGACUUGCCCACCGGAAUGCUGGAUCUCUUCGGUCGACUUCUCUUCCUCCCAGGGCAGAAAGAGUAUUCUAGCUUUUGGCAGAAUCGACGGGCAUCUUUGUUUGAUGACACCGAGCGAAGCCGACUCUCCGCGAUUCGACAUUGAACAGCCGUUCCCAGUUGCCUAUGUGAGCUGGCGACCUGUUUGCACGACAAGACCGUCGAAAAAUCCACUAAACCCCGGUGUCCCAGUCGAAACGGAGGACUUGAUCAAGGCUCAUGCCCAGCAAGUUUGCGGGUUGGCCUGGUCCCUCAAGGGCGACUUGUUUGCAUCGGGUGCGAACGACAAUCACUGCUGUCUCUUCAGUGUCAACCAAAUAUUCGGCCCGCCCAGGCAGGAUGCGCAAGGCCUCACAUCUUCAGUUGAAGGGUACGGAAGACAUGUGGAAUAUCCCCAGAGCUACGUCUACACGAAUAUGGACGAGAACAAUGUAUCCAACAAUGGAGGUGAACUCAUGACUCUGAGGACAUCACCGCCCACUGUGAGGAAUAUGCUACCGGGAUCUGAGAGAUUCCGGUGGGUCCAUGCAGCUGCGGUGAAGGCCAUCGCAUUCUGCCCCUGGCUAGAUGGUCUUGUUGCAACUGGAGGAGGUUCUAACGACAAAUGCAUCCACUUCUUCCACACGACGACCGGAGCGACCCUCGCAACGAUUACGGUUUCGGCCCAGGUGACGUCGCUCAUUUGGUCGACAACGAGACGAGAAUUGGCGGCGACUUUUGGCUACCCCCAACCGGAUCAUCCAUACCGCAUCGCCAUUUUCAGUUGGCCGGAUUGCAAGCAGGUUGCAGCGAUCCCGUGGCCCGGCGAGUACCGGGCCUUGUAUGCUAUACCAUACCCUGGCCCGCAGCCACGGGGCAACCCCCACGAUGACCGCGCAAGAAGCAAGAAAAACAUGACUCCGCAAGAAGGAUGUAUUGUAGUGGCGGCGAGCGAUGAAACUGUCAAGUUUCACGAGGUGUGGACGGCCGGCAGGAAGGCGACGGUUGGAGGAUCAGGAAUGCUUGGGGGUAGCGAUAUUCUGGAGGGCAUAGAAGGCAUUGAUAAAGAAGGAGACCUCAUUCGUUGA
Molecule: messenger RNA, 1872 nt
Organism: Scedosporium apiospermum
Lineage: Eukaryota; Fungi; Ascomycota; Sordariomycetes; Microascales; Microascaceae
Exons: 6
Coding region: 1-1872 (623 amino acids)
Biological process (GO): positive regulation of ubiquitin protein ligase activity; positive regulation of anaphase-promoting complex-dependent catabolic process; anaphase-promoting complex-dependent catabolic process
Cellular component (GO): anaphase-promoting complex
Molecular function (GO): ubiquitin ligase activator activity; anaphase-promoting complex binding; protein binding
Source: RefSeq, a predicted model, not a curated record